AUGCCGAUGCUCAAGGAUCCCUCAACGAAGUACAAGCCGUACAAGCCGCUGAACCUGCCUAACCGUCAAUGGCCUAACAAGAUUAUCGAUAAGCCUCCGCGUUGGAUGGCCACUGAUCUGCGCGAUGGCAACCAGUCCCUGCCCGAUCCAAUGGAUGGUGAGGCAAAGUAUAAGUUCUUCAAGAUGCUCGUGGACAUCGGAUAUAAGGAAAUCGAAGUAUCCUUCCCAUCUGCAUCCCAAACGGAUUUCGACUUCACCCGCCGCCUGGUCGAAGAACCUGGUCUCACUCCCGACGAUGUUGCCCUGCAGGUCCUGGCUCCUUGUCGUGAGGACCUCAUUCGCCGAACAGUUGACUCCCUGAAGGGCGCCAAGAAGGCCAUCCUCCACAUCUACCUCGCAACCAGCCCUUGUUUCCGUCGCAUCGUCUUCAACAUGGAUCGCCAAAAGAGUCUCGAAUUGGCCGUCAAGUGCACCAAGUACGCUCGCUCUAUCACCAAGGAUGACCCCUCCCAGGCUGGUACCGACUGGCAAUUUGAGUUCUCCCCCGAGACAUUCUCCGAUACCGAGCCCGAAUUCGCCGUCGAGGUCUGCCAGGCUGUUAAGGAGGCUUGGGAGCCUACUGCUGAGAGACCCAUUAUCUUCAACUUGCCCGCCACAGUAGAGAUGUCUACCCCCAACGUCUUCGCUGAUCAGGUUGAGUACUUCUGCACAAACAUGACCGAGCGCGAGAAGUUCGUCGUAUCAGUCCACCCCCACAACGACCGUGGCUGCGCCGUCGCCGCCGCCGAGCUGGCUCAGAUGGCUGGUGCCGAUCGUGUAGAGGGUACCCUGUUCGGUAACGGCGAGCGCACCGGAAACGUCGAUCUAGUCACCCUGGCUCUGAACCUAUACACACAAGGUGUCUCACCCAAGGUCGACUUCUCAGAUAUCAACUCCAUCAUCAAGGUAGUAGAGGAGAGCAACAAGAUCCCCGUGAACGAGCGCUGGCCCUACGGCGGACAGCUCGUUGUCUGUGCGUUCUCAGGUAGCCACCAGGACGCAAUCAAGAAGGGCUUCAAGCUCCGCGAGGACGCCGUCGCCGCCGGACAAGACCCCGAAUGGGAAGUUCCCUACCUGCCCCUCGACCCGCAAGAUAUUGGCCGUACCUACGAGGCCGUCAUCCGUGUCAACUCCCAGAGUGGAAAGGGUGGUGCCGCCUGGAUCAUCCUGCGCAGCUUGGAGCUGGAUCUCCCCCGUGCUCUGCAGGUCGAAUUCAGCAAGCUUGUUCAAGUGAAGACCGAGGCUGUUAACCGUGAACUGAAGCCUACUGAGAUCGUCACUCUCUUCGAAGAAGCUUACCACCUCAAGUCAAACCCUCGCUUCAACUUGGUCGAUUACAGCAUUACUACCGACCGCUCGCAGUCCCCUGCUCCCCCCGAGCCUGGCAAGGCCCUCAACACCAAGAACCUCAAGCGUCGCUUCACUGGUAUUAUUGAAAUCGAUAAUGUUCAGCAUGCUAUCACUGGUGUUGGCCCGGGUGCUAUCUCCUCUCUGGCCACUGCUCUGUCUAGUCUCGGCAUCGACCUCGAUGUCCGCGACUACAAGGAGCACUCCAUAGGUCUCGGCCGUGACGUCAAGGCCGUCACAUACAUCCAGUGCACAGCAGCCGGCAGUGAACAGCAAGUGUGGGGUGUCGGUAUUCACCAGGAUGUGGUCCAGGCCUCUCUGAUUGCGCUUCUCAGCGCCGCCAGCUCGUUCCUCGCUUCCCAAUCUGGCUCUCCUGCUCCUUUCCGCCCUAUUCGCUCCAACACCCUCACCAAUGAGGACCUGCAGGCCCUCGAGCACCUGACUGGUGCUGAGCCUGUCCCUUCCAAUGGUGGCCUGGCCCCUCAAGUCAAUAUCGAGCAGCUGACGAAACAAGCCGAAAGCCAGUAA
Molecule: messenger RNA, 1914 nt
Organism: Penicillium soppii
Lineage: Eukaryota; Fungi; Ascomycota; Eurotiomycetes; Eurotiales; Aspergillaceae
Product: 2-isopropylmalate synthase
Exons: 4
Coding region: 1-1914 (637 amino acids)
Biological process (GO): L-leucine biosynthetic process
Cellular component (GO): mitochondrion
Molecular function (GO): 2-isopropylmalate synthase activity
Source: RefSeq, a predicted model, not a curated record